Molecule: messenger RNA, 450 nt
Organism: Erigeron canadensis
Lineage: Eukaryota; Viridiplantae; Streptophyta; Magnoliopsida; Asterales; Asteraceae
Product: acyl carrier protein-like
Exons: 4
Coding region: 1-435 (144 amino acids)
Biological process (GO): fatty acid biosynthetic process
Molecular function (GO): acyl carrier activity
Source: RefSeq, a predicted model, not a curated record
AUGGCAUCCCUUCUUUCAACUUCAGUUGCUGCUUCACCCACCCCUCUUCUACGCAAAACUACCAUCGUCCAAUGCACCCAACUUCCUAGUUUCUCUAUGAUCUCUGGUGGACAAAGAUUUGUGACCUUGAAAGCACGGAAAAGAGCAUCACCACUAUCCCACUGCUUCAAGACCACCAUUACAUGCUCCGUUGCUCAACCUGAGACUCUAAAAAUAGUACAGGCCACCAUUGCUAGUCAAUUGUCAAUCGAUGAGAGCACAGUUGCCCCUGCAACAAAAUUUGCCGAUCUUGGUGCCGAUUCACUGGACACGGUUGAAAUUAUGAUGGCUUUGGAAGAAACAUUUGGAGUGUCAAUAGGCGAAAGUGGAGCUGAGAACAUUGCAACUGUUCAAGAUGCCGCUGAUCUGAUUGAAAAAGUGAAGGCUGAAGCUUAACUUUUUCAAUCUUCA